Molecule: messenger RNA, 996 nt
Organism: Monascus purpureus
Lineage: Eukaryota; Fungi; Ascomycota; Eurotiomycetes; Eurotiales; Aspergillaceae
Source: the annotation of a GenBank genome assembly
AUGGCCCUCUACCUGUCCGACGACGAAGAUUAUUACGAAGAUUACGAAGACUACGAUGACUUUGAUGAUAGCCUCGUUGAUCAACUAGCCGGAGCCACAAGCCACGAUAUUGUCACCGUUGAUGAUCCAUCUCUUGAGACGGGUGAAUAUUUCAGCGACUGGGAUGAGCAGUCGGAUGACUACUACGAUGAGGAACCUACAGCCGUGCGGAGACGUCGAGUUCUUGGGAAUAAUAAAUCGAUCGGAAAUCGUUCCAAUGUCAUACCCACCGGGAUCCCUUCAGAGAAGCGAAAACAGAAGCUGGGCAACACCUCCAAUAUAGAGAAACAAUCAGUAAAAAUGGAUACUUCGUCGUUCAGAGCUGUUGUGUGGAAGAAACCUAACCAUGAAGAUGACAAUAUUGUCCAGCUCUAUGAGCCAGGAAAUGGGGAAAAGGUCGCGCUGUUGAAGAACUGGAGGGAGGUUUUUAAGAAUGCUCAUCCUUCCAAUGAUCGCUUCUGGAUACGAAAGAGGGCAUUCAGUUCCACGAGAUCCGAUUCCGUUACUCAUACUGUUCCAGUCGAUGGAUCCUCGGAGUAUGCAAAGGAGAAACAGAUCCCAUCAGUAGCUGUUGAACCGGUCGAGGAAGUCCCCGUUGCUAGCCCAAUGGAUUAUUGCAAUAAGCAGCCCAGCGAUGUCUCCGACUCCGCAACACCCUCAUCGGAUAUACCCUCUACAACCCAGACGCAGAUAUCAUCCGUCACAAGCGAUACCAGUCUGGAUGAACUGCCCGCACCAGCCGUGACUGUUCUGCCUACGAAGAGUAGGAAGCGCAAGGCGUCAAUUUCCGUUGAUACCGGACCUGAGCGCGACGUUACCGGUGGUGAGGAUAGAAAUCCUAAGUCAAGAAAGAUCGCAUCCAAGGGAAAGGCAGCGAAUGAUCACCACAGAGGUCAGACACGGCCACCACCAAGCGAAGUGCAGAGGUCAACACGGGUAAAGAAGGAUUUCAAAUGA